Molecule: messenger RNA, 2361 nt
Organism: Poecilia latipinna (sailfin molly)
Lineage: Eukaryota; Metazoa; Chordata; Actinopteri; Cyprinodontiformes; Poeciliidae
Gene: hmces
Product: 5-hydroxymethylcytosine binding, ES cell specific
Exons: 7
Coding region: 197-1285 (362 amino acids)
Biological process (GO): protein-DNA covalent cross-linking repair
Molecular function (GO): single-stranded DNA binding
Source: RefSeq, a predicted model, not a curated record
CUGAUGUAGUUUACAGCCGCCAUAUUGGAUCCGGGGCGGGGAGAGUUGCUCUGACAGCUUCAGAGUCCUACCCAGACAAAAUCCGCGCACUAUUUCUAAACACACAGUAACUCCCAGCACCUUGAGUUUGACAUUUAGCAUAAAACGUCAAUACUGAAAAACUGCUUGGAAGCAAAGCCAGUUUUAGCUUUCUGAGAUGUGUGGAAGAACUGCGUGCACUCUAGCUCCGGACGAGGUGAGCCGAGCCUGCUCGUACAGAAACCGGGGCGGACAGCGGAGACAGCCCCGCUGGAGGGACGGAGACGCGGACAAAUAUAGACCCUCCUACAACAAGAGUCUCCAGUCCAUGAGUCCGGUUCUGGUGUCGCAGAGACAUUUCGACAAGACUGCUCCUGUGGAUGAAUGUGUUUUGGCCUCAAUGCGUUGGGGUCUCAUACCCGCCUGGUUCAAGGAGAGUGACCCCAGCAAGAUGCAGUACAGCACCAGCAACUGCCGCAGUGAAAACAUUCUCGAGAAAAAGUCCUACAAGGACCCCCUGUUGAAGGGACAGCGCUGCGUCAUCAUGGCUGACGGAUUUUAUGAGUGGCAGAGGGUGGAAAAGGAGAAGCAGCCUUUCUUCAUCUACUUUCCUCAGAAAAACGGCCCGAGCCAGGAGCGGAAAGAGGACCAGCAGCAGGACGUCACGUCUUCAACUUGCAAUACAGUCGUGUCAGAGAAAGGGGAAAUCUCGCAUGACCUGGCAGAGGAAAGUGAAGCUCCUGCUGAGUGGACCGGGUGGAGGUUGCUGACGAUGGCCGGAGUGUUUGACUGCUGGACACCACCAGGCGGUGGAGAAGCUCUUUACACCUACAGCGUCAUCACUGUGAACGCUUCACCGAAUCUCCAAAGCAUUCACGACAGGAUGCCAGCCAUCCUGGACGGAGAAGACGAAGUGAGAAGAUGGCUCGAUUUUGGGGAGGUGAAGUCUCUGGACGCCAUCAAGCUGCUUCAGUCCAAAGACGUUUUGACCUUUCACCCCGUCUCGUCUUUUGUCAACAACUCGCGCAACAACUCCCCAGAGUGCCUCCAACCGGUGGAUCUCAGCAGGAAAAAGGAGAUCAAGGCCACAGCUAGCAGUAAGAUGAUGAUGAGCUGGCUGUCGAGUGGCAGCCCGGCUAAAAGGAAGGAGCCCGACACGAACGAGACCAAAGGAGAGCAAGACAGCAAGGCUAAGAGUCGAUGCAAGCCUGCCGGAGGACUUCAGCUGUGGCUUCAGGGAGCCAAUAAGAAACCGAGAACAAAAUAAACAAGAAAUUUAGCUGUUAGAGAUCAUUUCAGUCUUCAUUUUUGUAAAUGAAAAUGUUUGUGUAUUUCUUAUGUUGAUGCCUUUUAUGUUUUUUUGACUGCCCAAGAUUUAAUAAUAAAUACCAAGAACUCUUUACGCUUAAGUCAAGAUAUUUUUAUUAUCCAUUACUUGAAACGCAAAGACAUUUUGAAACAAUGUAGAUGUUGUGCAUUACCAUAUUCUAAUAAUGAUGAAUGCCAAAGAUUUCCAUCUGUCUUUUUAAGAGUCAGAGUUACAGUAUGUGUGCUAUUUUAGACUCUACGAUGAAUUUCUAGCUCUCAGUAUAAUACAAACCAACAGUUAAAGAUCCAAUCAGUUAAAAUAAGAUGAGAAGCACUUAAACUGUUUGCCACCACAGGCGAGUUGGCAGAGUCGGAUAUGAAGAUUUACAACAGCUUUCUUUGCCUUCCCUAAACCAUGAUUGAGAAAUUCGCAAUUAUACACAAAGUCUUGUAAAAUAAACAUAUUUAAUAAAAGGAGUUAUUUCAGAAAAAAAAAAAAAAAAAUCCCUCCUCCCGGUUUAUCUGGCAUGCUGUAUUGAUGCAGCUGGUUCCCAUGUCAAAUGAUGUGAGAACGGUAAAUGAUUACAAGAUGAACCUUCAUUUUUCCAACAGAGGAGCAGCGCUUAGAUCAAAAGUCCCAACCUAAGCUACAAUCAGAUUUAUUGUGUGGCUCGAAAUGAGUCUUCUCCAUAAAUUUAAGCUACUGGGUAUGACAGCAUGAUUGCAAAGUGAGGGAAAAUAACUACAUAUUUGUCAGAUGGACUUUUUUUCCCCCCAACUUGAUUCUCAAUUAUAUGCCAAUUUUUUAAGAGUCAGCCACCAUUAUUUUCAUCUAAUUCACUUGUUUAGUUUCACACAAAAGCCCUGCUGAAGUAGGGGGAUUUCUUUUAUGCGGUCCAGGCUGUAUAUAUAUCACUGUAACAAGUCUUAGGGAAAAUAUGGAGCAGCAGUGUUUCCUCUGUUUGUGCAGCAAUGGUGGACCGAGAGAAAAUAACCACCACAAUUAAAGACAUUUUGAUUAUUAAAAAAAAAAAA